UCUGGUCGAUGACUAAGUUAUACUAUUCGCUGAAGAGAGCUGGAGUACGCUACUGUGCGCUAGUAAUUAUAGCUCGCAAGGAAAAGUUUGUUGGAAGUCAGAGACAAAUCUGGAUAUAUUUUCUGAAAACAUUUAUAUAUUCUUUCUUGAUUCAUGUCACGUUGGAAUUGGGGACCUCAUUUUAAAAUGAACUUUAAAAUGACGGUUAUAAUCGCGUGCCUAAUCCUCCCCGUGGCUGCGGAGGUUGCGGACCAGGGGCUGAAUCGGCCACGGAAUGAGGAAUGGAACAAGACUGCCCCGCAGAUCCAGUGUAUUGAAAACCGACAGUAUGCGCAUGACGGCCGCUGCUGCAACAACUGCGAAGCUGGUACCUAUGUGAAAACGCCCUGUGAGAAGGCCUCGGAAGUAGGCGUCUGCGCUCCCUGUGAACCCAGAACGUACACAGAACACGCGACUGGGAUGGAUCGCUGCCUGACCUGCACACCGUGCCACAGGGAUCAAGAGGAGAUAGUGCCCUGCACCGCGACUCAGAACGCGCAGUGUCAGUGCAAACGUGGCUCCUUCUGUGAGAUGGACAAACCAUGUGAGGUGUGCAAAAAGUGUGCCAAGUGUAAAGAGGAUGAGGAGAAGGUUCAGAACUGCACCCGCACCUUGAACACCGUGUGUAGAAAAAAGCAAUCCCCCAUCUCUCCUAUCCCCACUGACCCUGUGACCCCCACUAUAAGCUCCCCCACUGAUGCCACUGUUCCAGCGGUUAUCUUCGUGAUGUGUGUACUGGUUCUCAUUGGAAUUGCUGCUGCUGUCUUGUGGUGUUGGCGGAGAAGGCGGUCUGGUGAAAGGACAGAAACCCCAAGUGAUCCGAGUGAAGAGGUGAAGAUCAAUAUGGUCGACCAGUGCCACGGCGCGCCGGAGGAGGCGCGGGACGGCCGGAGCGCGGGGGAGCCGCGGCAGGAGUCGCAGCCACUGCUGCAGGAGACGCAGGUCGUGCACGCCAAGUCCGUGCCCGUGGAGGACGAGGACAGGGGGCUGGGCGACAGCCUGCCCAACACCACCAACUCCUCCCAGACCAGCCUGUCUGCCCCGCCCACCGUGCCGUCCUGCGGCAGCUCGCCUCGCCACAGCCCCGCCCCUAACAGGCUGCCUGUCUGUCAGGGGGAGAGAAGAAUCAUUUCUUUGAGUGGUGAUGACUCACUAAAGAAGAGUUUUGACAUUUUUGAAGAAUUUUUGGAGCUAAAAAUUCACAAAAGGUUUUUCAGGGCUAUUGGUCUGAGCGACAACAUGAUCGAGAACGCUCGCGCUGAAGAUAAAGUGUACGAGCUCCUGAAGGCCUGGAUGCAGAAGCAGGGCCGCGAAGCCGACAUUAACGACCUCCUCAAUACGCUGCGUGACUUGGAUCAGAAGCUUUCCGCUGAAAACAUAAGUUUAAGGGCAGUUGAAAAGGGGUAUUACAGAUAUGAAGACGAGAGCAAUUAAUUGUCCUUGAAGAUCAAAAAAAAAGAACACGAUGGAAUGUGAGGUGUAAGAGAAGGGCCUUGUACAAGAACUGCAGUGUUGUUUGUGCAGGGUCCUGUGCCAUGGAAAAUGACCAAUGGUCAAAGUUUCCUAAUGGGUAAAUUACCUCUGACAGGGGAAGCAUGCUCUCUCUCCUACUCUACAUGGACCCUGUGCGCUGCACCGUGCUGAUUGGUGCGGGUGAAGUGUACGGGGGGUGGGUAUACACUGGCUCUGAGGGAGCGUCAUGAUGCCUCCACACUGCUGUUUACCCUGGAUAUACUUGACACAUUGGUAUUCUAACUGCAUUAGCCAUUUUGAAAUGGCGGAAAAUGCAGAUGUUUUGCGCAUAGCUGUAGUUACUUCAGCGAUGUUUGGACUGCGCACAUUUUUCAGUUUGUUUAAUGUCUGGUGUCUCAGUGCACUCGUGGGAAAUAGCAAAGAACAACAGAUGAGUUUUCAGACAAGAAUACAUCCUUAGAGCAACAGUGGCCAUGGUCUGUAUGGGAUCACAGGUUUUCAGCCAUGGACAGGAUGUAUUUAGCUGUCAUAACAGUCUGUUUAACCAGUCUCUCUUAACUUUAAGGAUAUAUUUCUGUUAUUUAUUAUGAAGUAUUUAUUUGUAAUAAUUGGCUAUCCAAUGAAAGUUAAUUCCGUUUUGAGCACCAUACUGAAAGUGUUGAAGUGUUUAGUACACCGAUGCUUUCUGUAUGAUACCUUAGCAAAUGGUAGUGUACUUUGGCAUUAAGUGAUCAAAAAAGUAGGUCGUGUCAUUAGGCGUACUCUGCCGGCUGUAUCGAUCACUCAGCAGUUGCAGAACAGAUUGUCUGGAUUGAUAUUAGUUCUGCACAGGAAUAGCAGACUGGUAUGUUGUCGGUGGUCAACACAUAAAUAGCAGGUAGUUUUUACUGAAAUCAGGCCCGUGGCGUGUUGAUAACUGACAUGCUAUUGACAAUCUAACAAGCACUUGUGGAUCUCUCCAAAUUGCCUUCAAUGAGGAGGACUGGAUUCAUCCUACCACGAAGGAACAAAACUAAAUAUGUUUUAUGUAUCAUUUAGUUUUGAUUUUAAUUCAGUGGAUGUAACUGACUCUAAAAAUGGAGCGGGACUGGAAACACACAUUCAGCCUGUCAAAACUUUUUCACCUAGUGUCUUUUGCAGUGGAAUUGUGCUUCCAUAUGCUGCUUCAUAUGAUAAUAUAUGAGACAAUGCACUUAACUGGUGUAUUUAGUUCUUUUUUCAGAAUAAUAUUUUGUCCAACUGGAUCACAUAGAGUAGCGCAGUGCAGGAGAAUGUUGGAGCAGUGUCGAGGCUGUCUGGAAGAUGCAGGUACUGCCACCUGUUGGACUGAAUUAUAUGCCUUUCUCUCUAUUGUGAAACAAAAAUACAGCCUGCAGGGCUUUGAAGGGUGGUUCUUUUUUAUUGUGACAAAUUAUUUGUUCUGCAAAUGUUAUUUAUUUUUAAGGAUAUCUUUUGCUUUACAUUUUGAGAAACCUUAUAUGUUUGAUGUCAUAUAAUUUAUCUUUUGUCAAAUUCAAAUAAAGAUUUGAUAGCCAGCUAACAAUUAGUCUUGCAGGUUUUUCUAGAUGAUGCUUAGAUUUUUCUAACCAAUUUCAAAUGUUUUUUUUAAAUAUGAAUUUAAAAAAGAAGAAAAUAAUGCAUUUGUUAGUAUUCUAACCAUUUUGACAGUUGUCUGCCAUUGUGUACACAAACCUGAGGAAAUGAUGUAUUUGUAAAGAGAGUUGGUACUGCCUAUUCAAAAUAAAAAUUGUAUAUGAAUGUACU
Messenger RNA from Anguilla anguilla (European eel), 3276 nucleotides. RefSeq names its product tumor necrosis factor receptor superfamily member 10B-like. The record is from RefSeq and is a predicted model, not a curated record. The transcript is spliced from 10 exons. The coding region runs from base 154 to 1473 and encodes 439 amino acids. Gene Ontology annotation, biological process: positive regulation of apoptotic process; TRAIL-activated apoptotic signaling pathway. Gene Ontology annotation, cellular component: plasma membrane; cell surface. NCBI's taxonomy places the organism in Eukaryota, Metazoa, Chordata, Actinopteri, Anguilliformes, Anguillidae. Gene Ontology annotation, molecular function: protein binding.